This is a messenger RNA of Entrophospora candida, 516 nucleotides long. Lineage: Eukaryota; Fungi; Glomeromycota; Glomeromycetes; Entrophosporales; Entrophosporaceae. The record is from the annotation of a GenBank genome assembly.
AUGGCAUCUGUCAAUAGCGAUGUUGUUUGCAAAGAUGACUGGGAUAAUGCUCAUCAUUCAAAUAAAUUGGAUUUCUUACCACACAAGUUACAAAAUUUGCGCGAAAAUUUGGAUAUGAAAAUCGGCAUAUUGGAAAUUGAGAGAGUAAUAGGAAUAACUGAAUCACAAAAUAAGCUUGAUAAAUAUAAAGAAACGUUGAAGCAUUUCUCAAUUGACGUAAAAAAUAGAAGAUAUAACUGUUAUAAUAAUCGAAACAACGCCCAUCAUUCAAUUGUAGAUUGGUUAAGUGAUAAAAGCCAUAUAAACUGGAUCGCUUAUCACGAACUAAAUAAUUUGUUUGACUUUAUUCACAUAGAAAUGUGCAUUUUGGAAAUUGAUCAAGUAAUAACAAGUGCAGAUUCACAAGAUAAAUUUAAUAAAUAUAAAUCAAUAUUUGUAAAAACAAAAAAGAAGUUGGAAUCUUUGAUUGCUGAAAAUAAUAACUUGUGCCAACAAUGUUCAAAAAAAACAGUUUAG